AAGGCAUUCCACACCACAGUUAUCUCUUAUCGUCUUCUCUGAUACAUCAAUCUAUGGAGGCAUCCAUCGGCUUCGACGACUCCACCCUCGACCUCAUCCGUCAAUGCCUCCUCGGCGACCUUCCCCAGCCCGAUUCCCCCGGCCUGGCCCCCGCCUUCCCCUGCGACGGUGCCUGUCGUUUCCCCGAACCGGCGCUAGGCCGCCGGCCGUCGCUGACGAUAUCCGUGCCGCCGCGGCCGGUGGGAGCGGCGGCGGAUUGCGACGAAUUGAAGCGGUACCGCGGGGUCCGGCAGCGGCCGUGGGGGAAGUUCGCGGCGGAGAUCCGGGAUCCCGCCCGGCGGGGCGCGAGGGUCUGGCUCGGCACCUACGACACCGCCGUGGAGGCGGCGAGGGCGUACGACCGCGCCGCCUUCCAGAUGCGCGGCCGCAAGGCCAUCCUUAACUUCCCCCACGAGAUCGGGAGCUCCGAGCAGUGGGACGCGGCGAUGACGACGGCCGCGCAGGUCCUAUCCGGGAAAAGAAAGCGGGAGGCGGAGGAGGAGGAAGCGGCGAGGGGAAUCAAAAGGGAGCGGUCGCCGGCGACGGAGAAAGGCGGCGACGGAGGGUUCGUUCCGUCGAUGUCGGUUUGCCCCUUGACGCCGUCGAGCUGGAAGGGCGUGUGGGAUUGGGAGGGGGCGGACACGAAGGGAAUCUUUAACGUGCCGCCGUUGUCGCCGUUAUCUCCCCACCCCUCUCUGGGAUGUGCUCAAGUCACCGUGAGCUGAAGAGAUUAAGGAAACAAAAGCAACAGAAAACAAAAAAACAAAAACAGAAGACGGAAUCCUAUCCCUCUUCGUGUGCACUAUUAUUCUUUCGUUCGUUUGCACUUGUAAUAGAUUGGAUGUUGAAAUUCCCGGAUACAAGUAAAUUUUCAUCGACUUCUUGACGAGAGUGAGAACAAUAAUAACAUCUCUGGUUGCAAUA
Molecule: messenger RNA, 963 nt
Organism: Musa acuminata subsp. malaccensis (wild Malaysian banana)
Lineage: Eukaryota; Viridiplantae; Streptophyta; Magnoliopsida; Zingiberales; Musaceae
Source: RefSeq, a predicted model, not a curated record